UAUUCUAAUACUUUGUUUUCUUCUUUUCAUGUGCUGUACCAUCCUGCAGCAUUGAUAGGUUUGGCAUUUCUUGCCGCAGUUGGUAUAACAUUACUGGUGUUAGGAUGUGCUCUAGAUGCAUACAACAACUGGUGGCCAAUGUUUGUGUUGAUAUUCUAUUUCCUCGUUCCGGUACCCACCAUCAUCUCACGGCGAAUGGCUAACAAUUUUGACACUGCUAGCAGUGCGUGUGUUGAGUUGUGUAUAUUUCUAACUACAGGAAUAGUGGUGUCGUGUCUAUCUUUACCAAUAAUUUUAGCGAGAGUUUCAGUGAUAGAGUGGGGAGCAUGUGCACUAGCAGUAUCAGGCAGUAUUGUUGUAUUUCUAACAAUUCUUGGAUAUUUUUACGUGUUUGCAAAUGAGGAUUUGGACUACUCUAUGUGGUAGCGGAAAAAGGUGACAAAUAGUGCAAACACAGCGUAGAAAUUCCUUCAGUGCUACAGAGUUCAACUAUUACUGUUGAAUCAUGUUGAAAUUCAGCAUGAAAAUGCAUUAAAUAUAUAAUAUUUGAGGGGCUGAGCACAAAACUAUUGUAUCUUGUUCUUAAUUCAUAUACAGUUACACCAGUUUUGUGCUUACAACUCUUAUUAACUCUGUUUCUGUAAUAUACUAUGCUACGAUCUUUUACAUAUUAAAGGGGCGUCUAUUUUGCAUUGCUGGCUGAUCGGCCAAGUUAAUGAUACUUUUAUAGGUUUUUUGUGUUCACCCUUUUCUGGCCAUCAUAGUGUUGUGUUAAGGAUUGAGCAGAACUCUUGCAAGAUCAGGGUCAGAUUAUAU
Mercenaria mercenaria is the source of this 816-nucleotide messenger RNA. Its product is annotated as leptin receptor gene-related protein-like. The transcript is spliced from 4 exons. Lineage: Eukaryota; Metazoa; Mollusca; Bivalvia; Venerida; Veneridae. Gene Ontology annotation, biological process: late endosome to vacuole transport via multivesicular body sorting pathway. The annotation marks the transcript as partial. Gene Ontology annotation, cellular component: endosome. The record is from RefSeq and is a predicted model, not a curated record.